Messenger RNA from Phalaenopsis equestris, 1087 nucleotides. Its product is annotated as enoyl-CoA delta isomerase 2, peroxisomal-like. Gene Ontology annotation, biological process: fatty acid beta-oxidation. The coding region runs from base 173 to 928 and encodes 251 amino acids. Gene Ontology annotation, molecular function: enoyl-CoA hydratase activity; delta(3)-delta(2)-enoyl-CoA isomerase activity. Lineage: Eukaryota; Viridiplantae; Streptophyta; Magnoliopsida; Asparagales; Orchidaceae. The transcript has a single exon. The record is from RefSeq and is a predicted model, not a curated record. Gene Ontology annotation, cellular component: peroxisome.
ACGCCGCCUGGCCCUGGGAAAGGCGCUGACGAACUUUCGUUCCCUCCUCCCAGGAAACAUCCAUGGUUACAGCCAGGGCUUAAAAGCCCCCCCCACCCCAUAAAAUCCUUGCAGUUCUCUCCCAGAUUCAAGAAAUUGAAGCAACGAUUCAUCUUAACUCCGCUACUCCAAAAUGUGCACUAUUGAGAAACGCGGCAGAGUGUUCGUCCUCACUCUCACCGGCGAAGGCGAGCACCGCCUUUCCCCCGACGUCAUUGAUGCGAUACGAUCCGCCCUUGCCUACGCCAAGACAGAUUACUACUCGUGCGGCAGGCGAGGCCGAGCCUUGGUCGUCACCGCCCAAGGACGCUUCUUCUCCAAUGGCUUCGACAUUGCCUGGUCCAAAGCAGCAUCCUCCCCUGCUGCCUUCCAGGCACGGGUCAUCUCCAUGGGCUCCCUUUUUAUAAAGCUCAUCGCCGACCUUCUCGCUCUUCCUAUGCCGACCAUAGCCGCCGUCAACGGUCACUCGUCAGCCGCCGGCUUCAUCCUGGCUAUCAGCCACGAUUACGUGGAGAUGAGGGCAGACAGGGGAUUCAUUUACAUGAGCGAGAUCGAUUUAGGGAUGCCACUUCCGCCUUACUUCCUAACAUUGAUCAGGUCCAAAGUUUCUGAUGCGAAGGUUGUCCGCGACCUAGUGUUGCGAGGAGCGAAGCUGAAGGCUGCGGAAGCGCAGGCGAAGGGCAUCAUAGACGGAUCACAUAUCGGAGCAGCGGAGACGGUGGAGGCUGCGGUGCGGCGUGUGGAUGAGCUCUUAGAAAGGGAUUGGAAUGGAGAUGUAUAUGCUUCGAUUCGCCGGAGUUCUUUGCCGGAGAUUUGCAAGGCGGUGGGGCUCUCUGAGGAGACUGAAGAGGAGCGGCAGAAGUUGCUUUUUGCGGUUGCUAAGCUCUAACGGAACUUUCCUCAUAAACAUAGAUAAAUUAUGGAGGGAAAUAUAAAUAAUAAAUUAUAAUAAUUUUUCAUGUAUUUAGCUGCUCAAUAAAUAGUUAUAUAUUUAUCCAUGUCUCUUUUGAUCAAGCAUACAUGUCUUUCUAACUUUACCGAGCUAUGG